AUGGAGAAGCACUCUAAGUCUAAUAAAGACCCUUCAAUGACAAGAGGCAAGGAGAAGCUUGUCACUCGUAGUGAUCAUGAAAUAGAUGCUUCUGAGAGGGAGAGGCGUAAGAAAAUCAAACAAUUGUUUGGUAGCCUUCAAGCUAUGCUCCCCCAUGUUCCCAAGCAGGCAGACAAAGUGACAGUAGUGGAUGAAACAUUGAACUACAUAAGAACUUUGGAGGAAACAUUGAAAGAUCUGCAAAAGAAGAAGCUGGAACGACUUCAAUCUUCGUCUGUCGUCCCUAAUAAUAGUGUCGUAGCUGAACAAGUAGCUUCAAUUCCUUCAAGUCCUCGUCGUAAAGGGUUUCAAACUUGGACUUCUCCGAAUGUGGUAGUCAACAUUUGUGGACAAGAAGCUCAAUUCAGUGUAUGCUCUUCCAAGAAUUACUGCCUCUUCAGCACCAUCUGCUGUGUUCUCGAGAAGUAUAAGAUUGAGGUUGUGUCUGCCCAUAUUUCAUGUGACGAUGGUCGCAGGUUCUAUAUGUUUCAAGCACAGGUGAACAGAGAUUCGGUUAAGCUUCCUGGGGCAUUAUCAGCAGAGGAAACAUUCAAGCAAGCUGCUGAAGAAAUUAUUCGGAGUCUCUCUUGA
Molecule: messenger RNA, 630 nt
Organism: Neltuma alba
Lineage: Eukaryota; Viridiplantae; Streptophyta; Magnoliopsida; Fabales; Fabaceae
Product: transcription factor bHLH95-like
Exons: 3
Coding region: 1-630 (209 amino acids)
Biological process (GO): regulation of DNA-templated transcription; endosperm development
Molecular function (GO): protein dimerization activity; DNA-binding transcription factor activity
Source: RefSeq, a predicted model, not a curated record